Messenger RNA from Cynoglossus semilaevis (tongue sole), 1573 nucleotides. RefSeq names its product glycoprotein endo-alpha-1,2-mannosidase-like protein. The record is from RefSeq and is a predicted model, not a curated record. NCBI's taxonomy places the organism in Eukaryota, Metazoa, Chordata, Actinopteri, Pleuronectiformes, Cynoglossidae. Bases 170 to 1486 code for a protein of 438 amino acids. The transcript is spliced from 4 exons. Gene Ontology annotation, molecular function: alpha-mannosidase activity.
AAGGCGUGUCUUGAAACAGAAACACUGAGUCGGGCACGACGGUGCACGCGCAUGAGCGCACACGAGCACACAACCAGAUACACACACAUAUAUAUACAUACACACACCGCCCAGCGGGCUGUUUGUUCCUCCGCUCUCCUUCACGUCGUCGUCCUGUUCAGGCUCGACCAUGGCUCGGUUCCGGAGGAGAACCUGCACCGCUCUGCUUCUAUUCACAGUUUUCAUCUUCGGAACCAUGAUGGUACUGAGAACUCUAAGAACCGCCGACGUCCUCUCCCAGUCGCCGCUGGGCUCGGAGCCGCUGCCCAUCGGAGCAAGGAUGGACCGGUGUUCCGGGUCUUGUGACGCCACCUCCUCGAGUCGUGGCCACGGGGCCGGCGGCGUCAACAGAACCGCUGCCUCGAACUCGGCGAUCUUUUACGACGUUCAUAUUUUCUACUUCGCGUUCUACGGCAAUCCGCCCACGGACGGGAAGUACAUCCACUGGGACCACGCUCUGGAACCGCACUGGGACCCCAAAAUCGCCCCCAGCUACCCCAGAGGAAGACACGUGCCGCCGGAAGACAUCGGAUCCAGUUUCUACCCCGAACUCAGUCCGUACAGCUCCAGGGACCCGGACGUGUUGGACUCUCACAUGCAACAGAUCGAAGCCUCUGGAGCAGGAGUUCUGGUUCUGUCCUGGUAUCCUCCUGGUCUGGCUGAGGGCGACGGAGAACCUGCGGAGGACGUGGUCCCAGCCGUACUGGACGCCGCACACAGACGCCACCUCAAGGUUGCAUUUCACCUUCAGCCAUACAGAGGAAGGAACGAGCAGAGCGUUCAUGACAACGUGAAGUACAUCAUCGACAGGUAUGGAGACCAUGGAGCCUUCUACAGGUUCACCUCCACCACUGGGCGGAGUCUUCCUCUCUUCUACAUCUACGACUCCUACCUAACUCCCCCAGAGUCCUGGGCUGAACUUCUGACCCCUACAGGCUCUCACAGUCUGCGCACUUCCGCUCACGACUCCAUCUUCAUCGCCUUGAUGGUGGAGGAGCGACACAAGCACGACAUCCUGGCCGCCGGCUUCGACGGGAUGUACACGUAUUUUGCCUCCAACGGGUUCUCCUACGGCUCCUCCCACCAGAACUGGGGGGACCUGAGGGCCUUCUGCAACAGCAACGACCUCCUCUUCAUCCCCAGCGUGGGGCCCGGCUACAUCGACACCAGCAUCCGACCCUGGAACAACCACAACACCCGCAAUCGCGUGAAUGGACGCUAUUACGAGACCGCCCUGCAGGCGGCGCUGGACACCAGGCCUGAGAUCGUCACCAUCACGUCCUUCAACGAAUGGCACGAGGGGACGCAGAUAGAGAGGGCGGUCCCUAAGAAAACCGUCAGCCGUCUGUACUUGGACUACCAGCCGCACGGACCUGACCAUUACCUGGAGCUGACCCGACGGUGGGCGGAGCAGUUCAACAAGGAGAAGGAGCGGUGGCUCAUGUGAGCGCUGGUCGAGUUCAGGAAGACAAGACGAGCAGCGAGGACGGUGAACGAUGAUGGCAAAAUAAGGAACUUUUUUCUAAAAAAAAAU